This is a messenger RNA of Theobroma cacao (cacao), 2260 nucleotides long. Its product is annotated as O-fucosyltransferase family protein. The record is from RefSeq and is a predicted model, not a curated record. Gene Ontology annotation, cellular component: cytoplasm. NCBI's taxonomy places the organism in Eukaryota, Viridiplantae, Streptophyta, Magnoliopsida, Malvales, Malvaceae.
GUUCAGACUUCGCGUUCCCGCCGCCCAUUCUUUCUGCUUCAUUUCCUUUGUCUUAAACAUUUAGUUACGGAAGGAAAACGUAAAGUAAAACAUCUCUCUUCUUCUUCUUCUUCUUCUUCUUAGUUUAAUAGACAAAAGUACUUAAAUCAAGGAACGAGAAACACCAGCUGGUUUAGUCUUUAUGUUCAAUGGCAAAAUCAAAAAAUUGUAACGCCAAGAAGCAGUCGUAUAUUUCAGUUCCAUCUCAGAUUAUCAACUCUCUCUCCUCUUCUUCUCUCCAGUCUCUCCUCGUUUCUCCAAAGAAAAAGAACUCAAACAGGUUCUUUUUUGGCUACAACUCAUGCAGAAGCCCCAGGGUUUGGUUGUUUGCUCUCUUUCUCUUCGGCCUUGUUGGCAUGCUGAGGUUGGGCUGGAAUGUUGACACUCUGAUCCCAUUCUCUCCCUACCCCUGUCUCCAAUCUCAAUCAAAACCGCAUCAGAGUUUUGCUUCCAACAUUGACCAAGUUGGUAAGAAAGACGACUUUCUGAUCGCUAAUAAUAGCGGUCAACCUUCUCAUCAUUCUCAUUCGGAAAGUGAGUUUUGGAAGCAGCCUGAUGGGAUGGGCUACCGGCCGUGUUUGGCCUUCAGUGCCGAGUAUAGAAGAGCAGGUGAGGCCAUUGUGAAGAACAGGAGCAAGUAUUUGCUGGUGGUCGUUUCAGGUGGCAUAAAUCAGCAAAGGAAUCAGAUUGUGGAUGCUGUUGUCAUUGCUAGGAUUCUUGGAGCUGCUUUAGUUGUUCCCAUCUUGCAAGUCAAUGUCAUCUGGGGUGAUGAAAGUGAAUUUUCUGAUAUAUUCGAUUUCGCUCAUUUCAAGAGGGUUCUUGCCAAUGAUGUGCGUAUACUGUCGUCAUUGCCUUCUACACAUAUAAUGACAAGGCCAGUAGAGGAGAAACGGACUCCACUUCAUGUCUCGCCACAAUGGAUUCGUGCACGUUAUCUUAAGCGGAUAAACAGGGAAGGAGUUUUGCUUUUACGAGGUCUGGAUUCAAGGCUCUCUAAAGAUCUUCCUCCUGAUCUUCAAAAGCUUCGCUGCAAGGUGGCAUUUCAAGCAUUAAGAUUUGCUCCACCAAUCCUUGAACUUGGUAACAAGCUCGCUCAGAGAAUGCAGAGCAAGGGACCCUACCUUGCUCUUCAUCUUCGAAUGGAGAAGGAUGUAUGGGUAAGGACCGGUUGCCUUCCAGGCUUGAGCAAGGAGUAUGAUGAGAUGAUCCAUAAUGAAAGGAGAAGACGCCCUGAGCUUCUCACUGCAAGAUCAAACAUGACUUAUCAUGAGCGAAAGCUUGCAGGACUGUGCCCCUUGAAUGCUUUUGAGGUGACUAGGCUGCUUAAAGCUUUAGGGGCUCCAAGGAGUGCAAAAAUAUACUGGGCUGGAGGGCAACCACUGGGUGGGAAAGAAGCCUUGUCACCAUUAACCAGAGAAUUUCCCCACUUCUACAAUAAGGAAGAUCUUGCAUUUCCUGGUGAACUAGAACCAUUUGCUAACAAGGCUUCUUUUAUGGCUGCAAUUGACUAUAUAGUUUCUCAGAAAAGUGAUGUUUUCAUGCCAUCUCAUGGUGGAAAUAUGGGCCAUGCAAUUCAGGGACAAAGAGCGUAUGCAGGGCAUAAAAAGUAUAUAACUCCGAAUAAAAGGCAUAUGCUCCCUUAUUUUCUGAACUCCUCUCUCCCUGAAGCUGAGUUCAGCAGGAUCAUAAAGGAAUUGCACCAUGAAUCUUUAGGGCAGCCAGAACUCAGGGCUAGCAAAGCUGGAAGGGAUGUAACUAAGUAUCCAGUUCCCGAGUGCAUGUGCAACAAUGUACAUACCCGCUGAAUAUGAUACUUUGUAGCUUGACAGAUUGCUCCAUUGAGAUUUGAGAAUUCUUGGUGCUACCCUGAAUUUGAGCCCUUAAAAUUUGAUACUAAUGACGUUUGGGGCAAUGAUGAUUCUUUGGAGCGCCAUUUCAAGAGCGACUGCAGCCUGGUCACCCUCUUUUGCAAGUACUUGCAUUUGGUCUUUUGCAUAUACCAUCCUACUUGCAUGUGUAUGUAUUCGAGGCAAGAAAGAUGUCCACAUAUAAUGAGAAUAUAUAUAUGAUAGUCUAUCAUUCUUUAAUUCUUUACAGGAAGAGUUUUUCCCAUUUUAAGAAUAGGUUUUUUACUUUUUCAUUCUUUCCACUGAGUGUAUGUACCUCCUUGUUAUACAUGUAUAUUUGUUAAUAAAGCGUUUCCUCCUUGAAAGCACCCUUA